CACGAACGACUUCCGAGAAAACCAAGAAACCUGUAUGGCUGUCCACGAUUGAGAAACCCCCAAAAAUGGGUUCUUUAGAAUUGUCUGAUGCUUUGCAAUCAUCUCUCUUGUCACUCAUCAACAGACGGCUUCUCACUUCCCGCCACAACCAUGAAAGAAUAUCCUCGAAUAUCUCUGAAAAAUAUACCGAAUUAUUCCUCAUUCUCUUUCUCCAACGUAGCCGCAGUCGGGAAGAUUGAGACAGACGAUGAAGAGGCCAAAAAACACUGGUUCAAGAUUUUUCUGAAGCAAAUCUUGAUUGCAAUGGGGAGCAGUAAUAAUAGUUCUAAGGAUAAUGCUUUCAUGACGUCAAGAAUCUUGAUUGUCUGUGAUGCCACUAAAGAUCGGAGUCCUCACGAGUUUAGGCACACUAUUCAUAAUAUACGGAUGCGGGGAGGAAUCGUGCAUCCAGGGGACACGAUUACGGUGUUUGGAGUGCUGCAUAGAAUCUUGCAUCCCAUGGGCUACCAAAUGGGAGUGACUCCUGAUUAUGUCCUUGGAACAACACAUGUCCGUGCAAUGGAAGAAGAAGUCUCAAAAAGGGUUGAUAUGUAUGUGGGCAUGCUCCAAUACAGUGCUGAAGAAUGUGAAGAGCAAGGGGUGGAUAUUAAGGUUAAGAUUAUGGCUGGAACUCCAAUAAGGAAGGUUAUCGUACAAGAAGUUGCAACUUCUAAUCCAGCAUGGGUUAUACUUGAUAGGCAUCUAAGAAGGGAAUGCCGGUACUACCUGAAACACAUUUCCUGCAAGGUUGCACUAGUCCAGGAUAACUUGUCACUGGAAAUUUUGAGAUCUUAUUGUGCUGAAAGGGAAACUGAUUAUUUGGAUGAUAAGCAGUUUCACUCACUUUCUAAGCCUGUUCCACAACCACCAGUUAGCGAUAAUGAGAACAGCGAGCAGUCAGUCGCUACUAACAGCCAUGAUGGAUAUGCGACUUCCUCGGAAAGCUCUGAUAUGGCCAAGAGCAGCUCGCUAUCAUCAUUCACAUCCAACUCCAAGGACUACAGCCUUUCCUGGCAAGAUGAAUUUGGGUCAAAUCCUAAGCAAGGGGAAUCAGCUAACUGUCCUAGAGUGGAUAUUAAACGUUAUGCAUCUCCCACGGUGAUGCCAAAGCAACGAAGAAAACCCAGCCGGCGUAGAUCCUCUGAUGUACCUGUUCUCUGCAUUUCUUGUGGGUUGAAGACAGAGCUAGACUCUAUGCGAUAUACUUAUUCUGAGAUUCAGCUUGCAACGAAUGAUUUUGCAUCUGAUAAUUUACUAGGAGAAGGUGGAUAUGGUUUUGUAUAUAAAGGCAAACUAAGGAAUGGGCAGCUUAUUGCUGCGAAGGUGCGGAAGGAAGCAAGCACUCAAGGGUUUGAGGAAUUCCUUACUGAAGUAUUUGUCCUAAGCUUUGCACGCCACAAGAACAUUGUGAUGCUGCUUGGUUAUUGUUGCAAGGAAAACCUUAAUAUCUUGGUCUACGAGUUCAUCUGCAAUAAGUCACUUGAAUGGCAUUUAUUUGAGAAUACCAGUUAUGUUCUCGAAUGGCACCGAAGACAUGCUAUUGCCAUUGGUACUGCCAAAGGGUUGCGGUUUUUACAUGAAGAGUGCCGAGGAAGUCCAAUCAUUUAUAGGGACAUGCGACCAAGCAAUAUAUUGCUCACACAUGACUUUGUUCCUAUGCUGGGGGAUUUUGGCCUUGCAAAGUGGAAGACAGAUGAUGAUGACAUGCAGACAAGAAUUCUAGGCACUCUAGGAUAUCUUGCCCCAGAGUAUGCAGAGAAUGGUAUAGUCUCCGUACGAACCGAUGUUUAUGCAUUUGGCAUUGUGCUGAUACAAUUGAUAUCCGGACGCAAGGCACUGGACACCAGAGAAGGCCAACAACUGUCAAUUAGACAGUGGGCAUUACCUCUGAUUGAGACACUUGCAUUGCAUGAGCUUGCGGAUCCCCGUCUUGGUGACUCAUAUAACACAUAUGAAAUUUACCACAUGGCUAGAACAGCAUAUUUAUGCGUCCAAACUGACCCUGAGAUGCGACCAUCAAUGGCGGAAGUUUUGCGCCUUCUUGAUGGGGAAAGUGAUCAGUAUCAACACUUGACGGAGCAAUUUAUACCUCAUUAUAGUAAAUAACAACACAUACGGCAUGUGCUGUAUAUCUACGCCACCAGUGUAGCUCAUGCUCAAUUUUUGUAUAUGUCCUUUAAGUAUCUUAAUAUAGGCUUAAACCCCAACAUCCUCAAUGCUGGUGGCUAUAGCUAUUUGGGGAACUUUGCUUUCCACUAUGCUUUAUACUACUUGCACAAACUUGUUCACAUAGAAGCAAUAUUUGCACGUAAAAUGUUGCAACUGCUCUGUAGUCUGAAAAAUAAAAGCCAAAAUGAAUUACCUAUAAACUUUUUGAUGA
Sesamum indicum (sesame) is the source of this 2419-nucleotide messenger RNA. RefSeq lists its product as uncharacterized. The record is from RefSeq and is a predicted model, not a curated record. Gene Ontology annotation, biological process: protein phosphorylation. NCBI's taxonomy places the organism in Eukaryota, Viridiplantae, Streptophyta, Magnoliopsida, Lamiales, Pedaliaceae. Gene Ontology annotation, molecular function: protein kinase activity; ATP binding.